Messenger RNA from Vitrella brassicaformis, 2432 nucleotides. Lineage: Eukaryota; Vitrellaceae. The record is from the annotation of a GenBank genome assembly.
CCGUUCAUUGAUGUCAUGACGAUGAAUGCAUGGAUCGUCACCGGUGACGUCUGUACAGUCCUCCCCGUCGUCCAUCCAUUCAUCCCACCAUGGCACGCCACACCAGAUCAUCUCUUCUCUAACUCUCUGCUCCCCGAGUUCUCACCGUGGCCAAGCAGAGAGGGCAAGCAGUACAAGACAACCGCACGCUGGACAGCAAAGAGAUUGACCAGCGCAUAAGCCGGCACAACACACCAGCAGGCAGCCACGUCUGCACAGCCCCAACCACCUCAUGAAUGACGCACUAGCUGACGAGAUGCAUCCCAAUAUCGCCCAUCGGCAUGAACACUCACUCAUACACACACAGCAGCUGGCUAUCGACACAGACACACGUCAUUCGUCAUUCGUCGUCAUCCCCCACUGUUCUAGGCCUCCUCUUAAUGCGACCUGACACACACACACACACACACACCGAGUGAGCCAGCAUCGACACAUUGCCACGACACGGACACGCAGACUAACCUCGCUUCUUGAUGGGCGACUCCGGGUCGUCGUCAUCGUCAUCCUCACCCAUCUUGCUAGCCGCCCCCUCAGCCCCGCCGCCGCCCCCCUCGGCCUGACCGGCCGCCUCCCGCUUCACACCACCACCUACCUGCACUCAUGCACACGAAAGAAACGAGAUGGCCGCAUGGGCGCAUCAUCCAUGCCUUCUCUGGUGUGGCGCCCACCUUGUCUGUUCCGGCGUCAUCGUCUUGCUUGGAUUCAACUGCUGCUGCUGCUGCUGCUGCCUCCUCCUUCUGUUUGGCGGCCUUGGCUUUCUGCUCCUUCUCCUUGUCCUUCUGCGGCUCCUUCUGCUCGCGUGUGAUCCUCUCCCUCUCCUCCUUAUUCUUGGCCUUGUUGUGCUUGAAUUUGUCCGCCAUGGCUUUCAUCCGGGCGUCCUUGUCAGGCCUCUCCUCAUCCGCCUCACAGCCAUACGCUGCCUCGUCGUCAUCGUCAUCAUCGGUGUCCAUGUACUCGUCCUCGCUGUCGCCACCGCCACGGCGCUUCUUGGCCUGCCCCUUGCCCUUCCCCUGACGCGCCUUUGGGCGACCUGACGACACACACAGAGGGAGGGAGAAGGAAUAUGUUCGUCUGUCAAUGGACGGAUGGAUGGAUGGAUGGAUGGGAGCAUGCAGUGCAGAGAGUGUGAGUGUGUCCCGACCCCAAGCAUCCCCGCAUCGCAUCUAGCGGCAAGGCUGCCAACAUAGUCCAAGACUCGCUUGCUCUACGGUUGGCCAAAGGCCCUUAGCGACGGGUGGGUGAAAGAAAUUAAUCAGCCCAUCGAGGGUUCGGAUCCAACCAAUCACUCAGUCACUUUCGCCUGCCUGCCUGCCCACGCCUUUCUUUUCUCCCUCAUAGGUACCUACCUGCAUUUGCGCGUGCCUCUUGGUGCUGGUCCCCCUGCUCCUCGGACUUUAUCUGCUCUGCCUGCCUGUUGAAACGCUGUGCACGGCACGGGAGGGAGGGAGCCACACAAAGACAGACAGACAGGUGGGAUGAUAUCAUUUGUAGUGCAGUGCAGUGCAUGGUGGCUGUGUUGUGUUGUGUGUUGUGUGUUCCUCUCUGGCGCGUCGCUCAGCCACUGACCGCCUUGACGGGUUUGGGCAGGCUGGUCCACUUCUUCUUGGCGGCGAGCCACAACUCAUACGUCGUCCGCUCGGGAUUGCACUCCUGCACCACACACACGCACGCAUCAUAUCGACAACUGUUCCAUCAUGCCCCCCUCCCUGCCUCCCUCUUGUGAUGGGUGCUGUGCUGACGGACCACUAGAAACUCCAGACAGUCAGCGCUGAAUAUGUCCACCCCGCCCCUCUCCUGCUUGUCCCCCUCCCCCUCGCCAUCCUCCUCCCCCUCGCCGCCCUCCUUGUCCUUCUUAGUGGCCUUCUUGCCACCCUUGCUGCUGAUGGCCUCCCUGCCCUUCAUCACCGUUUUGGCCACCUCCAGGGCGGAGGGGAGGGGCAGCUGGAAGGCCGGCGUCACCGACACGAGGUGAGAUCUGCUGUCCUCCGCUAACUUGCGAUGCCCCUGACACGACACACAUUGCAGAUAGAUCUAGGUAUGGGAUGGAUGGCGUGUGGAGAGAGAUGCCAUGUGUUUUCGUACCUGCCUGGCCGCCUCAGGGGUGUCCUUCCACUCCUCUGGGGGCACACAGGCGGAAUGCAGAAGCGCACACAUGAGCAGAUCCAUCCGUUGCUAUUACGAGUUGUGGCAGCGCCGAUGGCUCACUGUCGAUUUGGUGGAAUAUGUCGGCCUCCGCGUCUUCAGACAGCUCCCCCUUGGCCCUGUGUUCCUUCCACUUGUUGAAGAGGAACAUGGUGUAGCCCGUCAUGGGCGGCAGACACGACAUCACGCUUUUAUAGCUAAGCCGAGCGAUGACACAGCGCUGCUGCACCCCUCCUACAUCCCCAUUUCCG